Molecule: messenger RNA, 5511 nt
Organism: Salvelinus namaycush (lake trout)
Lineage: Eukaryota; Metazoa; Chordata; Actinopteri; Salmoniformes; Salmonidae
Product: CCN family member 2-like
Exons: 5
Coding region: 3544-4584 (346 amino acids)
Biological process (GO): signal transduction; cell adhesion
Cellular component (GO): extracellular region; extracellular matrix
Molecular function (GO): integrin binding; heparin binding
Source: RefSeq, a predicted model, not a curated record
CUGUAGUCAGUUGAACGGUGUUUCCUCCGAUACAAUGGUGUGGCUGGAUUAAGUGGGCGGGUCAUGUUUUGGAGGACGCAUGACUUGACUUUCGCCUCCCGAGCCAGUUGGGGAGUUGCAGCGAUGAGACAACAUCGAAAAUGGGGAUAAAAAAAAUUGCAAUUAUAAUAUAGAAAGGUCCCGGGUAUUAGAGUGAACUCUUAAAACUUAGCCUAAACGUUGGCGCGCAUUGUAGCUCAAUGAAUAUAGAAUGAUUCAGCAAAUGAUUGGGAAACCUUCCUCUACAGCUCCAAAUCUGACAAGCUAGGCUAGCUCCCGUUGAAAUAACGAUGCCGUACACUCUCCACAGCAGGCAAAUUCAGGUAGAUAGUUAGAUCGAGUUCUUCAGAUAGAUAGUUCUUCAGAUGUAAAAGUUCAAGCUCAUCAACAUAGUGUCCGUCUCUCUUCUCCUCUCAUAGCUCGAGCAGAAUCACCCAUUUGAGUGACUCAAAAGUCCCAUGCAACAGCAAUCCCAGAGUUCCCGUGAUUGGCCCAAAAUUAAAAAGGCUUCUUUUUGGCUAAACCAAACCACUUUAAUUAAGUUCAGGUCAAAAUAAUGAAUAGGAUGGCCCAUUAAAGAAUUCAACCAACUUUGAUUCUUGAAUGAUUGACAUGUAGUUUCUUGAAGUUUACACAUGAAAGUAACACAAGGGAAAGGGGGGGUACCUAGUCAGUUGUCAAACUGAAUGUAUUCAACUGAAAUGUGUCUUCCGCAUUGAACCCAACCCCUCUGAAUCAGAGAGGUGCUGGGGGCUGCCUUAAUCGACAUCCACAAGUGUCUGAUGCACUGCAAAACAACAUAGGCUCAACAACUAAAGCUGCUGUAAACAUAGUGUUUCUAAUACAUGGUUCUAACUGUGUAUUACACACAUCAAUUGUCUGGAGGCAAUAUGAAUUGCUUCUAUCCAAUUCCAUGUGCAUUUUACAUGGUGUGUCUUUUCUGGAAGAGCACUAAAAUUGCAAUAAUAAACAUUGGAAAAAUGAAAACAGAUGGGUUUUAGACCACAGCACGUCCGAUUCCAUUUUAAUCAUAGAUAAGAUCUCUGGUUUGGUUAAAAAUACAAUCAUCACAUAGAUGGAAUACCUCAGACAGAACAUUUGUCAUUUGAACACAGUCACGUAAGUUGCAGACAGAACAGGGUUGUGUACCAAAUAGCAGCCUAUUCCUUUUAUGCUGCACUACAUUUGACUAAGGCCCACAGGGCUCUGAUGGGCAAGAGUAGUGCACUAUGUAGAGAAUAGGGUGCCAUUUGGGACGAAGACUAGAAGUGGAAAUGGAGAGAACUGGAAUCACACUGCACAGACAAUUACUCCUUGGCAGAAUGUUUAAUACACUGAUGUAGCUAGCUAUAUGUGUUUGUUUUUUUUGUACUGGGAACAAUGAACCACAACACCCUCCUCCGUUGAGGGAAUGGGAAAGUGAAUCACAUGGUCAGGUCUGCUACAUCCCACAGUGAAGCACAUAUCUAAUGGGUACUUUAUUUACACUGAAUGUGGAAUCCUUUCCAUUGCGUCACCAGCUCUUGACCUUUGACCCUAGCUAACUUCUGCCUGUCACUCCAACAUUAGCACCUCAUCACUUAUCCCAAAUUGGACCCCAAUUGCACCGCAUGUGGAAUGUUGAAUUUGGAAUACUUGCCAUGCCUAAGCUUGAGUUUCAGACCCCUUUUAGCCACCAUUGAAAACCAGAGAGCAUGACAUUAAAGGUUAACAGACCUUACAGUAGUUACCUAUGCUCCAUUGAGUGAGGAACGUCUUGGGGGGGGGGGGAGAGAGAGAGAGCUAAUGAGAGCUCCAGGACAACAGCCUAAGACAGGGAAUCUGAUGCUAACACACAGCUACGUCUUACCACACACAAUUGUUGAUUAAACACUGCCCUGUGGAGGGGAGUUCAGUUCAUCCAACCCCUCAAUGGAAAGCCACACCGCACUGUUAUUGGUUCAGGAAAUCGAGCGCAUUUUCAAAUAGGGCAUUGCGAUAAGCUGCUACUAUUUCACAUGAUGGGGUUAAGGAACUGGCAGCCUCUGUUUGGCCACAAAUGAAUCUGUGUUGACAGACAGGGUACAUUACCAUCCCACACACUGUACGGCGAAAACGUCUCAGACAGUACAGACCCUGAGGAGCUCCUACUGUACUUUCUGUACAAACCACACUGGAAAAAAGGGAAAGACAGAUGCUGCUAGUGAAGAUUCCCAUAUAAGGCCACGCUUCCUCCCAGUCGGUGUGUACAUGCAGUAAUAGUAUGUCUGCUGGCGCAGCCGCACAUUCCUCCAGCUCUGAGUUUUCUCUGGGAGUUUUUCAUUUCCGAUUCGGUGGCUGGUGAGGAGCAGGGCUGCCUUUCAUAAGACUGAGGUGGAGAGUCUGGGGCUUGUGUGAUCGUUUCUUCAAAAAUAUACAAACCCCAGAGUCUAGCCGCUUUCCUGCAAUCCUCAAGUCUGCUCAGUGUUUAGAUACUGACGGAGCAAAAUAGAAUCCCACACCAGGAAUGUAGUACAACUAUGCUUUAAAGUCCAUAGACUAAACCUUAUUAGUGAGGUGAAAGCACAUGGCUAUAAAAAAGUAUGAGAUUAAAACCAGUGAAUAGAACUGAUGAGAGUCUGUUAACUAGACGGUGAUGUGGUUUUAUACUGUACAAACCCCCUUUAUUAAGGACUUGUUGAUUAAAUCCCAAUACCCAUGACUUAUUAUACUUAGGAAGGCUAUUGUAUAAUCUCAUACAAUACAUAUCGUACAUCUGUUUCUCUGUGCAGUAUGUUAUUUUCCAAAUAGAAAAGCAGUCCUGAAGGUGUACAGAGGUUUUAUAACGGUACUGUUUUGUAACGGUGAACUACACUACAGCCCUUCCUUUCAUAAUUAAAUGCACAUGCAAUAAUAGAUAUUUAAAGCCUUUGAAGUCACUAGUGUAAAAUCUAUGUGUGAUGUGCUAAGAGAACAGAAAGGCAGCUAUUCCCAAUAACAGGGGAGGUUUACGGUCUCUCUCCGGGAUACAACACAACCGCCGAUUACACAUAAAAGGGAAAGUUGAGGGAUAGUGCCAAGAAUGCACUUUUAUUUUGAUAUGUGACAGCACUUUGGCUUCAGACAGGAGGAAUGCGAUAUGUCAGGGAGAGCGAGUCUAGGAGGGGGGCAGGAAAUUAGGAAAGAAUGCCAAGAAUGUCCAUGUUUGUCCAGGACUCCAUUCAGCCACUGGCACGUCACUGCAGCCCUGGGUGUAUAAAGGCAGGGAGAGCUCCUAGCUUCAGACACAGAACAACUCCUCAUCCAAGAGAGAGCCACAAGAGCAGCAGCAGCUCUACUACUGAAGCUAAACUCUAGCUUUAACCAAGAGAACUACGAGAACUUAACUGAGAAAGAACCAAAACCAGAAACUUCUUAACAACGAGAUCGACUCGAUCAGACGACAAGCUCCCUGACUACUCGCAAGAGACUAAGGAAGAUUUUUGAAGAGCCUGAAGACUUAUUUUUGUCUAAGAUACUCAGAGAAAAACCCAGAAGAAAAGCAAAAUGUCUGCUGGAAUGAACAUGAGGCUGAUUUCUUUCUUCUGUCUCACUCUCUCCUACCUGGCUGUGGCUCAGGAGUGCAGUGGGCAGUGUAGUUGUCCUGAUGUGCCCCCUCAGUGUCCCCCUGGUGUGAGCCUGGUGCCCGAUGCCUGCGGCUGCUGCAGGGUGUGUGCCAAGCAGAUGGGCGAGCUUUGCACAGACAGGGACAUGUGCGACCCCCACAAAGGACUCUUCUGUGACUUCGGCUCCCCCAUCAACCGCCGCAUAGGAGUCUGCACAGCUAAGGGUGGCGCCACCUGUGUGAUGGGUGGGAUGGUGUACAGGAGUGGAGAGUCCUUCCAGAGCAGCUGUAAAUACCAGUGCACGUGCCUGGACGGUGCCGUGGGCUGUAUUCCCCUGUGCAGCAUGGACAUCCGCCUGCCCAGCCCUGACUGCCCCAUGCCCCGCCGCGUCAAAGUGCCUGAGAAGUGCUGCGAGGAGUGGGUGUGCGAUGCCCCCCAAAACACAAACAGCUUUGUGGGCUCUGCUCUCGCUGCUUACAGAGAGGAGGAGACCUACGGGCCUGACCCCUCCAUGAUGAGGGAGAACUGCCUGGUCCAGACCACUGAGUGGAGCGCCUGCUCUAAGACCUGCGGCCUGGGCAUCUCUACCAAAGUAACCAACGACAACCGCGAGUGCCGCCUGGAGAAACAGUCCCGUCUGUGCAUGGUCAGACCCUGCGAGUCCCACAUGGAGCAGAGCAUUAGGAAGGGAAAGAAAUGCAUCCGCACACCAAGAGUGUCCAAGCCCAUGAAGUUUGAGAUCUCUGGCUGCACCACCACCAAGUCCUACCGACCCAAGUUCUGCGGAGUGUGCACCGACGGUCGCUGCUGCACCCCCCACAGAACCACCACCCUGCCCAUGGAGUUCAAGUGCCCCGACGGCCAGGUCAUGAAGAAGCAGAUGAUGUUCAUCAAGACCUGCGCGUGCCACUACAACUGCCCCGGCGAGAAUGACAUCUUCGAGUCCAUGUACUACAAGAAGAUGCUGGGAGACAUGGCGUAAACAAUUAUGUCACCUAACAGCAAAAACAACCAAUGACUCUUAACUUGAAUCCAACAGAUAUCCAUCUCAUCUCGCAGCACAGCAUUUGUUUGUCUUUUGGGUUGUAAUUUUCAAAUUGUGUAUUUUGUACAAGGACAGAAACAUAUAUGUGUAUAUUCAAUGUAUAUGUAUGAGUGUAUUGAUGGAUGUUUAGGGCCACUUGCCCUAACGAAAGACAGGGGGCUGCUCUGCUGCCCGAAAUAGAAUACUUACUGCACUAUAGUUCUACUAUGUGACAACCUAUGUUGUUGUCACUAAUUGGCUGAUGCCAUGUUCCCCUCCCCCUAAACUUUGGCGGGCACCUAAUUAACUGGACUGUGUCUAACCUCUGAGCACUUGCAGUAACGAAGGGUGAAGACUUUCAACCCCAGUACGGAAACUUAAAUCCUUAACCCACCAGAGUACUAGUUGAACGUACCCUUGUGUAUAGCUCACUGUUUGCAGAUCCUAACUGUUGCAGUGCUAACGACAGGUCAUGGUUCAGCCCAUGCUGAAAAGCAGCCGUCCUCCCAGACAAGGAGCGUAGUGUGCAUGCUUUGAGGGUUUGCCACAGCACUGAGAAAAGAGGUAUUUGACUUUGACUGACUGAUUCAGGUUGCAAGGAAGGAAUCAGUUUUUUGUCAACAAAAAAAGAGACUGGAUGAUUUGUAGCUUCAUUCCUUUUUAUAUGUAUUAUUGAUGCUGUAAAUAUUGUACAUAUUAUUGUACAGUUUGAGUUAAUUUAAAGUUUUAAAAAGUUUGUUUUGUUUUUCUCUUCCUUCAAUAUGUUUAUUGAUAGCUUAUUUGCUGGGUUUGACAGUUUUGUGUACUAUUUUAUUGAGAAGUGUGACAAAAAAGUUACAUGUUUUCACUUUUGUAGUUUGGAAUAAAAUAUAUUUUUUAUAUAAA